CGCAUCUGAAAUGUGAAAAAGUAAAAAUGUGAAAAAGUAAAAAGAAAUGUAAGAAAAUGUGAAAAAUUCAAUCGUACUAAAAAAUUAUUUUUCCUGGCGUGCAGACGUUCGCGAUCGAACCUCCUUCUCUAAACUUGGUCGGAUUCUUCAUAGCAGUGUUCACCUAUAUAUACUUAUCCUAUAUGUUCUUAUCACUUCCUUCUGUAUGACAAACCUCUCGACAUUUCGCGGCAACGUUUCAGUUGACCUGGGCUCGUUCAGCGAGACUGUUGUCAUCUCAUUGUUUGGACGUCGGUGGCCGAUCGUCUUUUUUUUCUCUCUUUGUGUAUUUUAUUUUGCGUGUUCAAUAUGGCAAAGUUGAAAAACUUGAUGGAGUCGAAGUCGGACGAAAUUCAAAAUUUUUUGGAUUCCUUCGAUACGAUUGUGACUGACUGCGAUGGUGUCCUGUGGACUGGCAAACAACCCAUUGAAAAAUCUCUUGAGACUAUCGAAAAGCUUGAAAAAUUAGGAAAAAAAAUUAUUUUCGCGUCAAACAAUAGCACGCUAUCGGUCGAAGAUUAUUGUGAGAAGUUUCGGAAAUUUGGUUACCCUGCCGCUCCCGAGCAGAUUGUAAUCCCUUCGAUAGUUAUAUGCUGGUACUUGAAGAAUCGAAAGUUUGAUGGAAAAGUUUUCGUUGUGGGGACCACGACUUUCUGUAAAGUAAUAAAAAAUGAAGGGGUCUUUGUCGCUGAACCUUGUCCCGAUCGUAUAAUCGAAGGUUACGAAGAAAUAACGGAACAGUUCCAAGCUGACUUGGACGUAAAAGCUGUCAUAAUAGACAUGGAUGUCAACGUAACUUGGUUGAAAAUCAUAAAAUCGAUAAGAUACCUAAAGGACAGAAACGUUUUGUAUCUAGCCGGUGCCCUGGACCGUAAAAUCCCAUUUGGAAAGAAUAAAACUAUUUUGGGGAUGAGUCCUUUCGUUGAUUUGAUAUCAGAGGAGACUGGCAGAGAACCCAUAGAAUGUGCCAAGCCGAGUAUAAUUUUCAAAUCUUAUAUCAUCGACAAAUACAAACUUGAUGACCCUUCGAGGUGUCUUUUCAUCGGAGACUCAUUUGAGAACGACAUGCAGUUCGCGGAUCUCUGUGGCUUCCAAAAACUGUGGGUCGCUUCUGGAAUUGACACUCUUGAAUCUAUACAGAUCGAUGGAAAACGAUCGACGGCUAACGAUCGUUACUCCAUCCCCCAUUACUAUCUCCCGAGCCUCGGACACCUGCUUGACCGUCUGAACAAUUAAUGCAUCAGCGAAACCGUGCAGAAAUCAUUAAUAAACUUAACUUUCCGUAGGCACGACACUCCCUUUGAGGUCACACACUGACCACACAAGUGUUAAUUUAUACUUGAACUUUUCAAAACUCUUUAUUUCAUUCAUGAAUGUAUGGAAUUAAUCUUACAACGAGACAUUUAAAGGGUAGAAAUUCCUCAGUGAUCGAUUGCACUCAUUUAAAAAAUUGAAAAAUAAAGUUUUGUUAUAGAAAAA
Messenger RNA from Venturia canescens, 1518 nucleotides. Its product is annotated as 4-nitrophenylphosphatase-like. The coding region runs from base 349 to 1275 and encodes 308 amino acids. Gene Ontology annotation, molecular function: phosphatase activity. Lineage: Eukaryota; Metazoa; Arthropoda; Insecta; Hymenoptera; Ichneumonidae. The record is from RefSeq and is a predicted model, not a curated record. The transcript has 5 exons.